Molecule: messenger RNA, 715 nt
Organism: Hydractinia symbiolongicarpus
Lineage: Eukaryota; Metazoa; Cnidaria; Hydrozoa; Anthoathecata; Hydractiniidae
Product: zinc metalloproteinase nas-14-like
Exons: 6
Coding region: 27-617 (196 amino acids)
Source: RefSeq, a predicted model, not a curated record
UUUAUUAACUUUAUUAAGCUGUCAAGAUGAUGUUAUUGGUGGCUGUUCUUUUUAUGGUUGCCCUUUCCCAGGGUGCAGUACCAUGCAAAGACAGAAGCAAUCAAUGUGCUUACUACAAAUCAACUGGAUGGUAUGUAUGUGGUGUGGGAAGUUAUAUGUAUGAUUAUUGCAAAAAGACUUGUGGCUACUGCAAUGGUGGGCUUAUACCAACACCUAAAUCUGGUUGCCAUGACUUUGAAAAGAAUUGCAAGACAUGGGUAAAAAUGGGAGAAUGUCAAUCUAACACGAAGUUCAUGUCACAGUAUUGCUGCAAAUCUUGUCAAGGAGUAACGCCAACCAAGUCAGCAAGUACAACAAAAUCAAGCGGUGCAUGCAAAGACAAAAGCAAUCAAUGUGCUUACUACAAAUCAACUGGAUGGUAUGUAUGUGGUGUGGGAAGUUAUAUGUAUGAUUAUUGCAAAAAAACUUGUGGCUAUUGCAAUGGAAAACCAAUACCAACACCCAAGCCAGGAUGCCAUGAUUUUGAAAAGAACUGCUCCAGUUGGGUUAAAAUGGACCAGUGCAAAAAAAAUCGAAUGUUUAUGUCAAAAUAUUGUUGUAAAGCUUGCAAGCGAUGAUCAUGUCAGCGUGUGUUAAUGUCAAUUAAAUGAAUAUUAUAUGAAUGUAAAAUGUAAAAUCUGCCUAAAUAUCUUGAUGAGACAAAUGUAUCAGCAUA